UUCACCCAGCACUGCCUAGCUGAGCACCAAGCCUACUGGUUUCUGGAUAUUUCAUGUGAGAAAAGGACAAACCUCGAACCCCCUUUCCUCUUAUCGUUCAGUCUGAGACAGUUUUUUGAACCUUUUACCUCAUCUUUCCCCCCCACCAUCGGAUAAUGUGGACCUUCAAAGCGCUCGGAGUAUGACAAAAGAUUUUGGGAUGCUGGACUUGUGCUCCUCGUUUUGUUUUGUUUAGUUAAAUGCCAACACGGUGAAUGCGUCGGACAGAGUGGACAAGCCUGCUGCUAGAGGUCCGCAUUGAGAAAGUCAACAUCUUGCCUUUCUUUAUUUGAUUUUUUCCCCCGGAGCGACUUCAGAAGGAUGUAACGACCGAUCCACCUUGCGCAUCUGAAGUGUCCUCAUCAAAAUGCAGAAGGGAAUACGACUUAAUGAUGGUCAUGUCACCUACCUGGGGCUUUUGGCAAAGAAGGAUGGUACAAGACGAGGGUGCUUGAGCAAAAAGAGCUCAGACAACACGAAAUGGCACACAAAGUGGUUCGCUUUGUUACAGAAUAUGCUCUUUUAUUUUGAGAACGAGUCCAGUUCUCGACCCUCGGGAUUAUACCUGUUGGAGGGAUGCACAUGCGACAGGGCGCCUUCACCUAAACCUUCGCUGUCAGCCAAGGAGUGUUUGGAAAAGCAGUACUAUUUCACAGUCAGCUUCAACCACGAAAACCAAAAGGCCCUUGAGUUGCGCACGGAGGAUGUAAAGGACUGCGAUGAAUGGGUGGCUGCCAUAUCACAUGCCAGUUACAGAAACUUGGCUACAGAGCAUGAGACGCUCAUGCAGAAGUAUCUUCAUCUGCUUCAGAUUGUGGAGACGGAGAAAACAGUUGCUAAGCAACUUCGACAACAGAUAGAGGAUGGGGAAAUAGAGAUUGAAAGGCUCAAGUCAGAGAUUGCUGGGCUGCUCAAAGACAACGAGAAGAUCCAUGCCAGCCCUGCAGCCGCUCCAACCGACGAUGACUCUGAAAUUAAGAAGAUCAAAAAGGUCCAGAGCUUUCUGCGAGGCUGGAUUUGCAGGAGGAAGUGGAAAACCAUCAUCCAGGAUUAUAUCCGCUCGCCUCAUGCAGAGAGCAUGAGGAAGAGGAACCAGGUGGUGUUCAGCAUGUUGGACUCGGAGGCAGAGUACGUCCAGCAGCUUCAUAUUCUGGUGAACAACUUCUUGAGGCCGCUGCGCAUGGCCGCCAGCUCUAAGAAGCCUCCCAUCACCCACGAUGAUGUCAGCAGCAUAUUCCUCAACAGUGAAACCAUCAUGUUUCUGCAUCAGAUCUUUUACCAGGGCCUGAAAGCCCGAAUAGCAAGCUGGCCAACAUUAGUCCUUGCUGACCUGUUCGACAUCUUGCUGCCCAUGCUGAACAUCUACCAGGAGUUUGUGAGGAACCACCAGUACAGCCUGCAGAUCCUGGCACAUUGCAAGCAGAACCGAGACUUUGAUAAAUUGCUGAAGCAGUAUGAGGCCAAGCCCGACUGUGAGGAAAGGACCCUGGAGACCUUCCUUACCUACCCUAUGUUCCAGAUUCCUCGCUACAUCCUUACUCUCCAUGAGCUGCUGGCCCACACACCCCAUGAACAUGUAGAGAGAAAUAGUCUGGACUAUGCCAAAUCUAAGCUGGAGGAGCUUUCCAGAAUAAUGCAUGAUGAAGUGAGCGAGACCGAGAACAUCAGGAAAAACUUGGCAAUAGAGCGCAUGAUUGUAGAGGGCUGCGAGAUUCUCCUUGACACCAGCCAGACGUUUGUAAGACAAGGGUCCCUCAUCCAGGUGCCAAUGAGCGAGAAGGGCAAGAUCACCCGUGGGCGACUGGGUUCUCUGUCUCUAAAGAAAGAAGGGGAGAGGCAGUGCUUUCUCUUCUCCAAGCAUUUAAUCAUCUGCACCAGGGGGUCUGGGGGAAAGCUUCAUCUCACCAAGAACGGAGUAGUUUCGCUUAUAGACUGCACUCUUGUGGAAGAUCCUGAGGGGACAGAUGAUGAGUCUAAAUCAGACAAGAGUGGUCAGGACAUGGAGCACCUGGACUUCAAGAUUGUUGUGGAGCCAAAGGACAGCCAGUCAUUCACAGUCAUCCUGGUAGCCUCCUCAAGGCAGGAGAAGUCUGCAUGGACUAGUGACAUCAGCCAGUGCAUAGACAACAUCCGCUGCAAUGGCCUGAUGAUGAACGCCUUUGAAGACAACUCCAAAGUCACAGUGCCGCAGAUGAUCAAGUCAGAUUCAAGUCUGUACUGUGAUGACGUGGACAUCCGUUUCAGUAAGAUUAUGGGAACCUGUGAGGUCGCCAGGAGGCUGGCAGGGAUUGAAAAGAGACUUCUGGUUGCAGGGCUGACUUGGUUUGCAUAAAUUAUUUCAGAGGUUCUGUUUGUUUUGCUAAGCUCUUAAAAUAUUGAGUAUACUUAACCAAAUAAAUACAUACGUGCCCUAACGUCUAAUGUUUAUAUCCUCCCCUGAUGCAGGUCACUGGAGUUAUUCUUUGCCAGCAGUCAAAAUAAUAAACUUCUUUAUGGCGAGCCACCCAGCUCCCCCAGGGCUAGCAGAAAGUUCUCCUCCCCUCCUCCUCUCGCUAUUGCCAAGAACUCAUCCCCCAACCGCCGUCGCAAGCUCUCUCUCAAUAUCCCCAUCAUCACUGGGGGCAAAGCUCUUGACCUGGCUGCCCUUAGCUGCUCCUCAAAUGGCUAUGCAAGCAUGUAUUCCUCCAUGUCUCCAUUCAGCAAGACCACCUUGGACAUCAACAAACUGUAUGUGUCCAGCCCGAUCGCGAGCAAAAUCUCUGAUGAGGGAGAAGACAAGAAGGAAAAGGUGGACGACCCCUCGGCAUGCAAACAAGAUCUCUCUGUACGAGAAGAAAGUGAUAAUGAUCAAAACCAGAGCGAUGACGGGGAUCCAGAAGCUUCUCCUACCAAAUCUCCAACUACACCAAAAAAUAUCAAAUGCAAAAACUCCUCAGAGUUUUCCCUGUUUUCCUACAACAACGGCAUGGUGAUGUCAUCAUGUCGAGAGCUGGACAACAACCGCAGUGCUCUAUCUGCUGCCUCCGCCUUUGCUAUUGCUACUGCUGGAGCCAAUGAGGGUACCCCUACCAAGGAAAAAUAUAGACGGAUGUCCCUUGCCAGUACAGGUUUUCCAACAGAUCAGAGAAAUGGAGACAAAGAGUUUGUGAUCAGACGAGCGGCAACCAACAGAGUCCUGAAUGUGCUUCGGCACUGGGUGUCCAAACACUCUCCGGACUUUGAGAGCAACAAUGAGCUGAAAACGAAGGUUAUUGCCUUCUUGGAGGAAGUGAUGCAUGACCCUGAGCUGUUGACCCAGGAGAGGAAAGCGGCAGCCAACAUCAUCAGGACUAUAACUCAGGAAGAUCACGGUGACAAUCAGAUCGCGAUAGAAGACGUGACACAACUGGUGGGAGGGGGGAAAGCUGAGACCUUCGAGAAUCACUCAGCAAUGGAAAUUGCAGAGCAGCUCACUCUGUUGGACCACCUGGUGUUCAAGGUCAUUCCAUACGAGGAAUUCUUUGGCCAAGGCUGGAUGAAGAAUGACAAAAAUGAGAAGACGCCGUAUAUCAUGAGGACAACGAAGCACUUCAAUGACAUGAGCAACCUUAUUGCCACGGAGAUCCUCCGCUGUGAUGAUGUUGUAACCCGGGUAGCAGUCAUCGAAAAAUGGGUGGCUGUGGCCGAUAUCUGCCGUUGUCUACAUAACUACAACGCUGUUCUCGAGAUCACCUCAUCACUGAACCGCAGCUCUGUUUUCCGCCUCAAGAAAACUUGGCUCAAAGUUUCCAAGCAGACUAAAGCACUGAUUGACAAACUGCAGAAGCUGGUCUCAUCAGAGGGGAGGUUCAAAAACCUCAGAGAGGCUUUGAAGAAUUGCGAUCCUCCCUGUGUGCCCUAUCUGGGGAUGUACCUCACUGACCUGGCUUUCAUUGAGGAGGGAACGCCGAACUACACCGAGGACAACUUGGUCAACUUCUCAAAGAUGAGGAUGAUUUCUCACAUCAUCAGAGAAAUCAGACAGUUUCAACAAACAGCAUAUAAGAUUGACUUGCAACCAAAGGUAGCCCAGUAUCUGCUGGACAAAAGCUCUGUUCUGGAUGAAGAAAGCAUGUAUGAAGCCUCACUCAGAAUUGAGCCUAAAGUGCCCAACUGAUGGGGAAGGUGGCCCUCCAUAUUAUUUUCUUUGUUAAUAUUACACAUCAGUUAACAUGCACAUCAACAUUUGUAUAGCUGUACAUGCUUAAGAUCUUGCUCCUCUGUACAGUAGAUGUUUAAGGUUGUUUGACAACAUAAAACAUUUUAGUGUAUAUUUUUCCGUGUAUGAUUUUUGUUGUUGCCAUUUCCACAAUGACACCUGCUUGAAGGAUUUUUUUUUUUUUAAAUUUCUAUGAGUAUUUCAAGAACAAUAAUAGAGGUCACUUUAGCUGCAUGCAACCGUGUCUUCUACUGUGACCAAUGACAUUAUUUUGCAUCAUGCCAUACUGUGUCAAAUUUGCACUUCGAGCACUCGUGUUGCUGGCUGUUGUUCUCUUGGCUUGAGUUUUAUUGAUGACUGAAGUUCUCUGCAACCAAUGUAGCAUUGUAAAAAAAAAAUCUAAAACAAAAAAAUACUGCAUAAAAUCAGGUAAAAGAGCACAGAGAAUAUAAUUAAAGAUAGAGAACAGUGAUCAGUGCAACUGACAGCAAGGUAUCCAAAGCAAGUGUCUCUGUGCUUCCCGAACCAAAACAAGAAGGAUUUGUUUCUUCAUUUCUGCUCACUAUUCUAAAGACAGGGGUUCCCAACUGUGCUUACCACACUGAAUGUUUUCCUACAGUGUACCUGUGGAGCAGUCCAGUAUGUCCAACCAGAUAUGAAAGUGAAUAAAAGGUAAAGGUUCUUGUUGAAGUUAUUUGCUGAAUGAGAAAAAUAAAUACAGUCCACAGGAAGGUCAACUCUGUGAACUAAAUGCUAAAAUUUGCAUGCUAUAUUUGCGAAGUUAACUGAACAACAAGCUCACCACUGUAGCUUAGCUUGUUAGCAUGCUCACAUUUUCUAAUUAGCACUAAACGUAUAUUGAAAGCUUACAGGAAUGUUAUUGGUUUUGCAAAAAUCAGUCAAGUAUUCACCAAAAAUUGUAAAUAUUGGUCUAAAAGUUGGAAAGUUAAUGGACCAGUUUAUCCUCUGUUGUUGUUGAGACAUUUUAUUAACAUCCACUGAUGUAAAUCACUAAUGUGAGAUAAGCUUUACCCUGUCGACAUCAUCGAAAUCAGAAGCAAAUGUGCUGAGAUGUGCCAAAAUAUUUCAGGCUGAGCUGCGAAAAAUCGCACUCUUGUUGCUAGAACCAUCAGCUCAGUCUACAUAUUUAUACUGAUACAUAUAGCUGAUACAUAUAGACCAAAUGUGACAAACGGGACAUGAUGUGCAGACACAAUCUGUACACAUUUAAUUAUCUGUAGAGUUUUUUUCUUCUUCUUCUUUCUGUCAAGUAGUAAAUGUUCUAAAGCUGGUAAUGAUAAACAAUCCAUAGGUUGGGAACCUCUUCUUUAAGUUAAGUUUAGCUAUAGGAUAAUACACUUUCUCAGUUGGCACACGAGGUGCCUAAAGUCUGCUGAGUUCACUUAUAAGCUGUGUAACAACAUAGAGUGUUAAAGAAGUGAGGUUUGUGAGGUUUAAGGUGACGGAUUUGUCACCUGCAUUUUUGUUGCGCUUAAAGUACACGAGUACAGUUCGACGAGUUCCCCCCUUUAUGCUUGAACUUUUUGGUCUUGACUUGUUAAAUUGAAACUCAUGGGAAAAAAAAUCACACGCAGUGGUUAAGUGUUGUACCUUCAGGUUCGGGUUCUACUUCUGUAGAGUAAAAGUUUGUUGCUCUUCUGUAAUCAAAAGACAAUCUGUCCUUUUUGCUGUUCCAGUGAUUGUGGAACAUGACUGUAUAUCACUCUGUUAUAUGCAUUGCUGUUAAAACCUAUGAUAAAAAUGUAUGUGAAUGACCUCUGCCUGCAGCAUUCAAACACUAUUUUUGUAGUAGUAUAAGAGAGAGUGACCUGCUCUUUAUAUGAACAUGGGAAAGUAUUUUGUACUUUGUUGUUAAUUCACUUCACUGAGAUGCGCUGUACAUUUUGUACAUGCAACCUGGCAUAUUUCUCAAUGUGGAACAGUGUAAUCCUCUCAAAAACAACUUAUAUCACAAGCUUAACACAAAACGCUACAACAGUGUGGUCUUGAAACCAUAACUUAGAGGUAGGAGAGCAAUUCAAAGUGUUUUGCAUUUAUACUGUAAUCCUGUCUAUAACCAUUUCUGUUAGCAGGAAUAUAGUAACGUAGUGCUUAUUCUGUGAAUAUUUGUAUGUAUUUUUACUAUGUAUGUACAGUACACUUUUGAAGCUAAUGUGGUAGGCAUGCAACACCUUCACAGACAGAAUAAUACUAUAUACUUAUACUGUAUACACUUAUAAAUGCACAUACUCUUAUAAGGUAUAUAAACAAAUAAACAUUUUGCUGUAAGCAAUACCCAAUGGUAUGAAAAUUAUCUUUCAACCCUCAUGUUUCCACAGCUUAAGAAAUAUUCCCAGUUUUGUAAGGAAAAAAAAAGAUUAAAAGAAGAUGAAGAACAUAACAACAAAUAAACAAAAAUAUGUUUCCCAGUUACCUCUUGAUAAUAAAUUCAUUUUAUCUCAGGGGCAUUUUGUCUCAAGUGUUUUUGUAGAUCUUGUAUCAGUUGACAUGCUCAUCUAAUAUGAUGAAA
Molecule: messenger RNA, 6746 nt
Organism: Neolamprologus brichardi
Lineage: Eukaryota; Metazoa; Chordata; Actinopteri; Cichliformes; Cichlidae
Source: RefSeq, a predicted model, not a curated record